UCUGUCAAAUUGUGAUCCCGUAUUGCAACACAUUUUCCAUUCGUUGUGCAAUCCGGUUAACAUCUCGCAAAUUUAAAGUACCAGAAUGGAUGAGGUUAUCGACAAAAGCGACUUUUUUCUACGUGACAUUCCCGAUGUUAAAAUUAGCCGACAGCCCGUUAAAGUCGACCGACCACAAGUGAAAGAGGAGUUGCAAUUUAUCAAAUUAUCGGAUGAUGUACAGGAACAAAUUUUGGAAACUCUGAAAUUUAUUCAUGGACCUGAUUUUAAAUUGGCCUCAAUCAGUGACUAUGAGGAAAGUAAACUAAAUUUUGGUAAGAAAUUUUGGAUAGGAAGAGGCAGUUUAGUAGUUAAAGGUGUAACAAACUUUUCACAAUCUAAAGAUGGAUCAGAUAAUGAGUUUGACAGGCUCAGGGAAUUUGCUUUAAUGAGGUUGCAAAGUUAUGGAUUUCAUGGUACUCAUUGCCUGGAAGCUUUUACAUAUUGCAAUGGAAAUGUUGAAGAUGCUUUAUAUUUACUUUAUCACAAAUACAUGAGAACAAUGCCUUUGGAAAAUGUGGAACACAAUUUAACAGAUGUGGAACUCUUGGAACAGAGAACAGAUGAGAAAAGUUCUUUAGAGUCAAUUUAUGAUCAACAGUUUAAUGAAAAGGUUCAAGAUGUUUGGAUAUUAACAUUGAAGUUAGACUAUUUAAUUAAAAUGUUCCAUAAUAAAGAAAGUAAGAAAAUUACUGUCAAUGUAAAAAAGAAAGAUAAAUGUAGGAAUUUUAUUAGGGGUAAUUGUAAAUUUGGUGAUAAAUGUAGAUUCUCCCAUGACAAGGAAGUGAUUGAAAUUAAACCAGACCAACAUUUAAAUGAUUUUAGUUUUGAAUUGGAAAUUAGAUUUCCUCCAAAUACCAAAUAUCCAUUUGAAGCUCCUUUAAUAUUCCUAAAAACCAAUGCAGUAUUGCCACCACUAGUCAAUUUGCAUAUAUGUAAAAGAUUGUAUGAAGAAGCAUUACUAUUGGCACAAGAUGGUAUUCCUUGUGUUUACACAAUAACUGAACUGUUACAAAAUGAAAAUGAGAUCACUGAACAUUUAAAGAAGGAUGUCAGUUUUUUGGAACCAACUGAGAAACUGUUCCCUAUUAUCAAUGACACCAAAAAAGUUAUUAGACCUUCACACUAUAAAAAGGGUAAAACCAACAAAGAUAACAAAAAGAAGUUGUCCUUAGAAGACAUCCAAAAGGAGGACUCACGAAUCGUUGAAAAUUUCGCGAAGAAACUGAAAGACCCGAAGUACGAACGCAUGAUCCAAAGUCGUAAAAACCUUCCUGCUUGGCUCUUGAAAAAGGAUAUUCUGAACACUAUUCAAAAGUACCAGGUGGUGGUGGUCAGUGGCGAAACUGGAUGCGGUAAAAGUACCCAGGUACCGCAGUACAUCCUCGAUGAAUGGAUCGCCAAUUACGACAACGAAAACAACGGACACAUCGAAAUCGUUUGCACGCAGCCAAGAAGGAUAUCGGCUAUAGGUGUGGCCGAAAGAGUGGCCGAGGAACGGAUUGAGAAGAUAGGUGAUACGGUCGGUUAUCAAAUCCGAUUGGAGAGCAAAAUGUCGAACAGUACGAGACUCAGUUUUUGCACCACCGGAAUUUUAUUGCGUCGUCUAGAAAGCGAACCUCAUUUGCAAAACGUUACGCAUAUCAUUGUUGACGAAGUCCACGAGAGAAGCGAAGAAAGUGAUUUUCUUCUUUUGAUUCUUAAAGAAUUGUUGGCCGUUCGUAAAGAUUUGAAAGUAAUUUUGAUGAGUGCUACUUUAAAUGCCAAUUUGUUUUCUGAUUAUUUUGGAGAAGUUCCUAUUUUGAACAUUCCUGGAAGGACGUUUCCAGUAGAACAGUACUUCCUGGAGGAUAUUUUAGAGGCCACCAAUUACGUCCUAGAAGAAGGUUCACAGUAUUCCAGGAAGAUUAAGAAGGAUUCGGAUUAUUUGGAAGCCAUGAUGGCCUCUAGUGAAAUAAAUUUUGCCAACGCAAUGCCAAAAGAUAAUAUUAGAGACGAUAAUCUUAGUUUAACACAAACUAUGGCCAGAUUUCAAGGUUUUAGUGUAAAAACUUGUAAAAAUCUUUUCUUGAUGGACCCUGAAAAAAUCAAUUAUGAACUCAUUGAAUCAAUUUUGACCUGGAUUGUGUCCGGAGAACAUGACUAUCCGAGGACUGGUUCAAUUCUAAUUUUUUUGCCAGGGAUAGCUGAAAUUACUAGUUUGUUUGAACAGCUCAAUGAACAUCCGACCUUUGGACCCAGACAUGGCAAAUUCAUUUUAUUACCUCUGCACUCAUCUUUAACCAGUGAAGAACAAGCAGCUAUUUUCAGGAAACCCAAAAACGACCAAAGAAAAAUUGUGAUAUCAACUAAUCUAGCGGAAACUUCAGUGACGAUAGACGAUUGCGUGUUCGUCAUAGACUCAGGAAAAAUGAAGGAAAAACACUUCGACCCCAAUAGGAACAUGGAAAGCUUAGAGACAGUGUGGGUGACAAGAGCCAACGCCCUCCAAAGGAAAGGUCGAGCGGGUCGUGUGAUGGCGGGAGUAUGCGUUCACUUAUACUCCCGACACAGAUUCAAUCACCACAUGUUGCCGCAACCGAUACCCGAAAUUCAUCGGAUACCUCUCGAGCAACUGAUCCUCAACAUCAAAGUGUUGCCCAAUUUCGAAGACAGAGACGCGAAACACGUAUUGGAAUCGUUCGUCGAGCCCCCGGUCACCGAGAAUGUCGCUACAGCUAUGAAAAGACUUCAAGAUGUCGGAGCGUUGGACAAAUUGGAGGCUUUGACGGCCCUCGGCCAUCACUUGGCUGCCUUACCCGUCGACGUUAGGGUGGGAAAGCUGAUGUUGUACGGGGCAAUUUUCAGUUGCGUUGACGCGGCGUUAACCAUUGCUGCAUGCUUGAGCUACAAAAGUCCUUUCGUUUCGCCUUUCGGAAAGAAAGACUUGGUAGAUGCUAAGAAGAAAAAGUUUGCAGCAGGUUUCAGUGACCAUAUUACUGUAUUACUGGCGUAUAAGAAAUGGUUAGCGACUUAUAAGAAAAGUGCUUUGGCUGGCAGAAAUUUUGCCAAUGAGAAUUUUCUGUCUCAAAAAACUUUGGUGACCAUAGCGGAUAUAAAACAUCAGUUUUUGGAAUUGUUGGUUGACAUUGGUUUUAUUUCUGUUAAUUUGACUGGCGCCAGAAGACGAACUGGACAAGAUAACGUUUACGAACUUACAGGAUCAGAAUUUAACAAAAAUGGAGAGAAUUACCGAUUGCUAUCAUCAAUAAUUUGCGCUGCUUUGUAUCCAAACAUUGUAAAAGUCUUGACACCAUCGAAGAGUUUUGUAGCAAGUGCCGCUGGUGCAGUGCCUAAGGAAAAUAACGCCAAGGAUUUAAAAUAUCAAACAAAACAAGAAACAGUAUUUAUGCAUCCAAGUUCAAUAAAUUAUUCCGUAACUCAUUUCCCGAGUUUAUUUCUGGUUUACCAGGAAAAAGUGAAAACUAGUAAAGUUUAUUUUAGGGAUUGCACUAUGGUCCCUAUUGUUCCUUUAGUGCUAUUCGCUGGUUUCGAUCUUAACAUAUCCGUCCAGGAAGGCUCGACUUUUGUCAGCCUGGAAGAUGGCUGGAUUAUUUUGCAGGUGGAAGAACACAAAAUUGCUGAAAUGAUGAAAAUGAUCAGAAUUGAGUUGUUUGAUUUGUUAGAAGAGAAAAUCAAAGAUCCUUUAUUAAAUUUACAACAUCAUGACAAAGGAGAGAAAGUGAUAGAAACAAUUUUAUCAAUGAUAAACUCAUAAUAGAUAUUAUUUUUGUUAUUUAUUUUGCAUCAGAUUAUCUUGUUUUUUAAUAAACAGUUUUAUUUUCA
Aethina tumida (small hive beetle) is the source of this 3864-nucleotide messenger RNA. Its product is annotated as putative ATP-dependent RNA helicase DHX57. The record is from RefSeq and is a predicted model, not a curated record. The transcript is spliced from 11 exons. Gene Ontology annotation, cellular component: intracellular anatomical structure. Lineage: Eukaryota; Metazoa; Arthropoda; Insecta; Coleoptera; Nitidulidae. The coding region runs from base 86 to 3796 and encodes 1236 amino acids. Gene Ontology annotation, molecular function: ATP binding; protein binding; RNA binding.